ACGACGUUUUCCAAAAGACUAUUCUGUACGUUUUCAAGAAAGGAUGAUUUCGUGCUAAUACAACAGUGUGUUCUCAAGUUAUUGGUUAAAAAAGGUGUUUUAUCAGUGUUUCAAUGUUUCUGGAGAAUGCUUUGAUGAGACGUACAAAAUGAAAUAAAACAAAAUCGACAAAAAGGAGACGUGACAACAUACAGGCCAUGAAAAGGUUGAAAUGACACAGCCCAGCUGAAGCUAGCGCUAUGGUCGCUCCUAGCGCUCCCACGCCACCAUGGCCGACGAAGAGAAACUUCCGAUACCCCCAACAUUUCUCGAGAAACUAUUGUUUUACACAACAGCUACUUUCGUUCUUUUGGCUACCUUCAGUCUGUUUGCUUUCCUCUUUCUCGUACCAUUCGUCAUAGAGCCCGCCUUUACAACCAUAUUCAUGCAGUUCGAUCCGGUCGGAGCAUUAUGCGUGACCGCACAGGUCAAACACCUCGUGGGAGCCAGCAACUGCACAUGGGCCUCAUGUAGGGAAGGCUGCACGAAAGAUCUUUACGAGUGCACCCAGAUAAGAGUUAACUACAAACUUGGUGUUUCGCCGAACAUCUCAGCAACAGAAUACGAGAAUCUAAUAAGAGCCGAAAGAGCUAUAAGAGAAUACGAAUACGAGAACUACGAAGCUACGGGAGACAAAAACUAUCCAGAAAUGGCGGAAGAAACGGAGUUAGCCGAUGCGUUACCAACCGGACUUCAGGGCAACGAUUCGGAGUGGUACUUUACCGGUGCCCGUCUGUUUCCCAACGUCAAGGGCUGUGGAUACCCUCCAAUACUAAAUUGUACAAUAUUCCUAUCCAAGUAUAGACCUUUAGGUAACAACUACACAUGCUACUACAGCCGGGUGGACCCCGGUUUAGUCAUAACAGACCUUGAUAUGUGGCAGAACACUUUAAACUUAGUAUAUGCAAUGGCAAUCCCGAUACCGUCUUUCAUUAUUUCUGUGAUCUAUUUGACAUUUGCUUACUUCAAAAUAUAUAACACUGAGGAGGAAUCUGAGCAGGCGCCUCUGCAGAGUGAUGCCGAAGGCAUGGCCACGGGAGACGACGAGAAGCCCACGACCCCGGGCAGCGACACGUUUAGGGAAGACCUGGCCUGCUUCGGUCACCAGUUGAAAAUGCAGCUAGCAAACGAAAAAUCUAAGGAAGGCUUCGAGUCAAAUAGUCCACCAAUUUCCAAUUCGGCUUCGCUAUCUGGGACCAAGUCAUCCUUCGUCAACGCCUAGUGUGAUACCACAUCACAGCCGAGAUGACAGGAUUCCUGAAGAGCAGGUGUCGGCUACAAAGUGUAUCACGAAAUGAGGUGAACGGUCAUACCGCGAUAGGACAAACUCGACUAACGUGAUCGAAGACUUCUAGUCCAAGCGACACUCUACUCAACCAGACGAGGAGCACAAGAGAAACGGGUGGACGAUUGAAAUUUUUAUAAAGCGUUGUGAAAAACUUGCAAGUUUCGUGGUAACAUUUUCUAUUUCGGAAACUCGUGUGUUUUGUUACAGUUCAUGCGUCAAGCAUGAUGUGAUACUUCAGUUUCGUUCAGUGUAACCCAAUUUAAGGCAUAUUCGAUCGAUUGAAUUAUUUAUUUACACGUUCGGUUUAAGCCAUCAAAUGAAUUAUACAUAGACCUUCCUUUUUCAGCCGGCCGAAUGUUUAGUUGACAAAUGACCGACCUGUGACAUAAGAAGAAAAGAGGUUGAUUUUUUACUUACACGCUCAUGAAUAAUUUCAAUCAAUAUUACAAGUAGAAGUAUUUUAUACCAUUCACCGUAUGUUUGUAGUGUGGACAUAAUAUACCUAAUGAGCUUAGUAAUGGACGACUUUACUAUUUGAAUUAUAGAUGAGGCUAUUUUGCAGGUUUCUGAUAAAUAAACAUUUAGGGCAACCAUUAAGGGGACAUGUAAUUUUAAUAAUUUUGAUUAUUACUUCUGAAAUCAGCACGUUCUUACUCGUAGUUGAGCAUUAUUUAUUUUCAUUGGUUUUCGUUUGUUACAAUUUAAAUACUUGCAAGGUCCAUGAGAGCAUAACCCCACUGCUUUAAAAAUAUUAAAAAAAUAAAAAACGAGGAUAUUUUAUUCGGUAUGCUCAGUGUUGCUCAAUGAACGCACUUUUUCCUCUUAGAAAAUGUUACUGUGAAAAACGAAUUAUAUUAGAAAUAAAAGAUUUUAUCUCCUAUAUAAUUAUAAAAAAUAAGAUUUUAUUAUGCUCGUAUGCUACUGGUGUCAAAUGCACGCGUGCUGAUUAUAAAAAUGUUGAAAUACAUAUAAAAAAAUAUAACGUGAGAUAAUAUAUAAGGAAUCGCAAGCUGUUUACAAUAAUAAUAAUAUUUAUAAGCUGUUAAUUUUGAAGGCAAUAUUUAAUUUUGAUUUAAUUG
Molecule: messenger RNA, 2406 nt
Organism: Leguminivora glycinivorella
Lineage: Eukaryota; Metazoa; Arthropoda; Insecta; Lepidoptera; Tortricidae
Gene: tipE
Product: protein tipE
Exons: 4
Coding region: 269-1261 (330 amino acids)
Biological process (GO): regulation of sodium ion transport
Molecular function (GO): sodium channel regulator activity
Source: RefSeq, a predicted model, not a curated record